Molecule: messenger RNA, 2193 nt
Organism: Cololabis saira (Pacific saury)
Lineage: Eukaryota; Metazoa; Chordata; Actinopteri; Beloniformes; Belonidae
Product: sialoadhesin-like
Exons: 11
Coding region: 1-1893 (630 amino acids)
Source: RefSeq, a predicted model, not a curated record
AUGAGAGAAUCUCUGAAUGUAAAACACCGGAUCCUGCAGUUGGUACGGAGUCAGGAGGGCUGGGGAGUGACUUACACCUCUACUGAGAUCUGCACUUUGAAAGGAUCAACAGAGAAAAUACACUGCACCUACACAUACCCCCCCAGAAUCCAUGGAAAUGUCACAGUGCUGGAAACAGCUUCAUGGUUUACUGAAGGUAAAGAUCAAGUCCCCGUGGAUCUGAGGACACAGACAGAGUAUGCUGAUCGUGUACAGUAUCAAUGUGGAGAAAAGGAAUGCACCCUGGUGAUUGAAGACCUGAGAGAGAGCGACUCAGCUGAGUACAAGUUCAGGUUCACGACCAACCAACCAGGUGGAGGUUAUACAGCUAAACGUGGAGUCGUCCUGUCGGUCACAGUUCUCCAGGUUGAAGUGACGAAAACAUCUCCAAUAUUGUGGCCUUCAUGGGCAGAACUGAGGUGUUCCAGGUCUUGUCACGUCACUGAUGGUGAAUCAUUCGUCUGGUUCAAGAAUGGACUGAAAACUGACACAGGAAACUCUUUUAUGAAAGCCUACUUUGGGAAAGAAGACAGCGUUUCCUGUGCUGUAAGAGGACAUGAGAAGUUCCCUUCUGCUUCAGUCUGUGUCCGUCGUCCCACCUGUAACAAAGUGACUUACACAGACAGAAGCAUCUGUGCCCCCAAAGGCUCAUCGGUGGAUAUUUCUUGCACAUACAGUCCUGGAAAUGGUGUUGUAUCAAAGAGUUGGUUCAACCCUCACAACAAUAACCACUUACUUCGUGAUAAAGACCGUGUUCAGCUCCAUGAAACAGAAGCAGGAAGGUCAACUCUGAGAAUACGGGACCUUAGAGACACUGAUUCAGCUGAAUAUCGCUUCAAAUUCAAAACAAGGGAUUUUGAAUGGGGCAACGAUUUACCUGGAACGACUCUGACUGUCACAAAUCUGCAGGUGCAGGUGAACAGAAUAAUAGCAGUCCAUGAGUCUUACACUGAUGUGGAGCUGAAGUGUCACAGCAGCUGCAAACCAGCUGCUCAUCGUUCCUACAUCUGGUUUAGGAACGGACAGAAAAACACAAUCCAGCAAACUUCUAAAUACAGAGACAACUUUCAUCUUGAAGACAAUGUCUCCUGUGCUUUCAAAGGAUAUGAGGACCAUCAAUCUCCUCUAGUAUAUCCUUUAAAGCUGCCCUCUAUAUUCGCCAGUCCCUCUGGUGAGAUCGUAGAGGGCAUGUCAGUGAAUCUGACCUGCUUCACCUAUGCUAACCCAGCAGCUAAGAAUACUCUGUACAAGGGGAACCAAACGCUGCCUCUGGGAUCAGCAGGUAUUUAUAACUUCUCCUCCAUCAGCUCUGAGGAUAGAGGGAUCUACUCUUGCAAGUCUGAGGAUCAACACUCUGUAUCUUUGGUCCUUGAUGUCCAGUAUGCUCCAAAGCUCCCGUCUGUGUCAGUGAGUUCCUCUGGUGUGAUAUCAGAGGGAACCUCAGUGACGCUGAGCUGCAGCAGUGAUGCUAACCCAGCAGCUAAUUACACCUGGUACAAGGAGGAUGAAGACUCACCAAAAGCUUCAGGAAACAACUUCACUAUCAGUGACUUCAGUGCUGAAAACGGUGGAAAUUAUUACUGUGAAGCCCAGAACAGCAGAGGACGACGUAGAUCCAGAUUUCAUCUGAUUGAAGGGGAAGGUCCAUGGAAGUUUCUAGUAUCUGUUUUGAUUAAAGUUAUUUCUCUGCUUUUCUUCGUCGUCUCAUCCUUACUGUUGAUAAGAGAGAGGUGCUUGAAGAACCAGCUGAGGACUCAGGAGAGACCAGAAUACAGUAUAGAGAUGGUCGAUUAUCAGAAUGUUACAAUUCCCACAUCGGAGACAAACCUCAUCCAUUCAGCUAUUCCAACAUGAAGAGCAGGACACAGCCUCAGCUCUCAGGGAGGUGCAGGAAGGAGAGAUGGAUCAGCUGAGGAGGAUUCAUCAGGACUGAACAGAGUCCAUGAAGACAGCAGAGCUGAAUGAAUUCUUGUAGACAGAUUUACCAAAAUGCAGCAACGAGGGGAAAAUGUAAUAUUAAACACAUCUCUGAGCGAAGAAGCAUAUGCACAUUUAUCGUAGCGCUGUAAGACCUUAGCAGGAAGUAACAGCCUUUAUCUUUUUGUAAAAUCUUUCAUGUGGCUGGAGCUGGUGACCAUCUCAGCACCACCACUG